GUCACGUGACCGGGCGCCCCGCCUCUUGUCGUCCAGUCCCAGAGGUGCUGUUUGGAGUUAGCUACAGGGACCCCGGGUUCAUUCGGUAACCCCGGCGCAGCGGAGCUUCUGUCGCAGCGGCAGUCGCGCGGGUGAGCAGCGCAGGGCCCUGCGGCGCGGCGGAGGGCGCUGUCCGCGUCCCCGCGCCGCGGCUCUGCUAGGGACGGAGCGCCCCGGGUCGAGGCACCAGGGCCCUGCGAGGUGCGAGGCCCACGGGGUUGGGGUCUGAGGCUUGGGCUCUGCCUGGGCCGCGCGGACCCUGAAGUGGGUGAGGCGGCCCCGGGAGCAUGAGCGGGCAGCGCGUGGACGUCAAGGUGGUUAUGCUGGGCAAGGAAUACGUGGGCAAGACGAGCCUGGUGGAACGAUACGUGCACGACCGCUUCUUGGUGGGGCCCUAUCAAAACACCAUCGGGGCUGCUUUCGUGGCCAAGGUGAUGUGCGUUGGAGAUCGGACGGUGACUCUGGGUAUUUGGGACACAGCAGGUUCCGAGCGAUACGAAGCCAUGAGCAGAAUCUAUUACCGGGGUGCUAAAGCUGCGAUUGUCUGUUAUGACCUCACAGACAGCAGCAGCUUUGAGAGAGCCAAGUUCUGGGUUAAGGAGCUGCGCAGUUUAGAAGAGGGCUGUCAAAUCUACCUGUGUGGCACUAAGAGUGACCUGCUGGAGGAGGACAGGCGGCGCCGUCGUGUAGACUUCCAUGACGUUCAGGAUUAUGCUGAUAAUAUCAAAGCCCAGCUCUUUGAAACAUCCAGCAAGACAGGACAGAGUGUGGACGAGCUCUUCCAGAAAGUGGCAGAGGAUUACGUCAGCGUGGCUGCUUUCCAGGUGAUGACAGAGGACAAAGGUGUGGAUUUGAGCCAGAAGGCAAAUCCUUACUUCUACAGCUGUUGUCAUCACUGAGUCAAGACUCAUCUGGCCCAGUCGAAUUAGAUGAAUUCCCAGAGGGGCUGGACCCAACUCUUGUCUGGGCUGGUCAAGCGUCUGAGCUACUCCAGGUGCCUAUCAGCAGAGGUGGCACCUGCCUGUGCUGGCCCGUGGAACGGAGGCAGUAUUGGGCUGACUGUGGGCAUGAGGAGGGAUAAGGGCUGAUUUGAAUCCCAGGCUUCUGUCCUGGCCAGAACUUCUGUCCAGACUAUUUAAGUAGCUUCUGAACUGUAAAUAAAAUUGAUGCAUUUCCCUGUUGUGUGCA
Molecule: messenger RNA, 1227 nt
Organism: Arvicanthis niloticus (Nile rat)
Lineage: Eukaryota; Metazoa; Chordata; Mammalia; Rodentia; Muridae
Gene: Rab24
Product: RAB24, member RAS oncogene family
Molecular function (GO): GTPase activity; GTP binding
Source: RefSeq, a predicted model, not a curated record